Molecule: messenger RNA, 959 nt
Organism: Chiroxiphia lanceolata (lance-tailed manakin)
Lineage: Eukaryota; Metazoa; Chordata; Aves; Passeriformes; Pipridae
Product: G2/M phase-specific E3 ubiquitin-protein ligase-like
Exons: 7
Coding region: 1-936 (311 amino acids)
Cellular component (GO): nucleus
Molecular function (GO): protein binding
Source: RefSeq, a predicted model, not a curated record
AUGUCAUCGGAGGAUUUGAUGAAGACGUGGCAGCAGGUGGCACCCGUGCACUCGCAGCGCUGCUACGUCAGCAUCACCGUCGUGGACAACUUCAUCUACGCCAUGGGAGGGUUUGACGGGUACAUACAGCUCAACACAGCGGAGCGUUACGACCCAGACACCAACCAGUGGACCCUGAUCACCCCCAAGCACGAGCGGAGGAGUGACGCCAAAGCAACCACUCUGAACGGAAAGGCUCAGCCCAGACCCCAAGCAAGAAAGCCCAGCCCUUCCAAGCAGCUCUGGGACAAGGAGGAGGCCCUGAGGCUGCUGCUGAUGGGGCUGCUCUGCUCUUUCCAGAACUGCUGCAUCUGUGGCCAGAGCGGGGCCACCAUCCCCUGCUGGGCAAGACACUGUAACCUGAGCUUCCACCUGCCCUGUGCCAAGCAGGGAGGCUGUGUCACCCAGUUCGUGGCACCGUACAGGGCCUUCUGCCCCGCACACAGCCCACAGCAGGCAGUGGAGGCGACUCCAGAGCCGGGCACCCAAUGCCUCAUCUGCUUGGAGCCUGUGGAGGACAGAAACACCUUCAACACCCUGGUGUGCCCGGCCUGCAGAACCGCCUGGUUCCACAGGGACUGCAUCCAAGGACAGGCUCUGCAUGCUGCUCUUUUAUCCCUCCAGUGCCUCCACUGCAGAAAUGAUGACACAUUUCUCAGGGAUAUGAUCACCAUGGGGAUCCGAAUCCCCUUCAGAGCACCAUCAUGGGAGAGCAAUACUGCAUUCGCUGAGCUAGAAGAGAGACACAGGCGCUGCGAUGCCAGUGAGUGCCUUUGUCCAGGAGGCAGGCAGGAGGCAGAGGAGCAGGGGCCCUGGGAACUGCUCCUGUGCUCCUCCUGUGCUGCUGAGGGCACCCACAGACACUGCUCUGGCCUGAGGGACAGCAUAGCCAGCUGAGAAUGUGAUGGUUGUGCUGGUCU